AUAACCGUCCACUGCCUGGGAGACGAGGCAACGUUACGGAGAUGGCUGGUCUACGAUCCCCGUCAGAGGGUGCAGGGCUGGAGGUUCGCCUCCUACAUGUUACUGCACUCGAACGCACUUCACCUCGCACUCAACGUGGUCAUUCAGCUGGUCUUGGCUACUCCACUCGAGGUGGAGCAAGGACGAAUAGGGGUAGCGACAAUCUAUUUGGGCGGCGGAGUUUGCGGCGCUUUGGGAGCCUCGCUUCUGCAACCCAGUCUUUACUUGGUCGGCGCUUCGGCAGGCGUUUAUGCAUUGCUCACGAGUCAUCUUGCUCACCUUUACCUGGUAAACGCGACAAAAAGUUUCUCAAUUUCUAAGAACGCGAAUCUCAACUGACAUAAACCGUCCGUCAACGACUUUGCCCGCUAAAAGUCUGCGCAACGUUGCAUGCCACGGUAUAAGGAAAAGAGAAAGAACAAACAAAGGACUACAAAAGAUGCUACAUUAAAAAGCGUUGUUUAGCCAGAAAAAGCCAGUUUUCGCUCGAGAUAUUCUCGUGAAUCUUAUUUAAUAGUAGCGAAUUGUGGAAAAUGUGACAGUAUAGUAAAAAUUUUUGAUAAAAUAUCUACUCUCGUACAUACGAUCAAAGUUUUUGAUUAUAUUAACUGCUUCAAAAAAACAUUGGAAUUAUCUAUUCUUUUAAGAGAAUUUAAUAAAUAUUUAAU
Messenger RNA from Formica exsecta, 707 nucleotides. RefSeq names its product protein rhomboid. Gene Ontology annotation, molecular function: serine-type endopeptidase activity. Gene Ontology annotation, cellular component: membrane. Lineage: Eukaryota; Metazoa; Arthropoda; Insecta; Hymenoptera; Formicidae. The annotation marks the transcript as partial. The record is from RefSeq and is a predicted model, not a curated record. The transcript has 2 exons.